CGUAAGCAUUCCCCACCUUCUCGUACGUGCUUCUUUUCUUCGCACAAGCAGGCCAGGCGGGUACCCAAAGUACCUACACAUGUACCCUUGAUGUAUCCAUCCAUGUACAAGGUCCAUGUACACGUACAUGUCACAGACGCUUUCCCCCCACUCCUUGCAUUCACGGCACUAGAACCCAACCAAAAGAGCAUACCUGCAUCCAAUUCAUAUAUUACAUACAUACGCAUCAACACUUAUACACGUCCCACAGAAAGCAUGCAACAUCUAACCAAAAAUAAAAACUACCGACUAGCCUCGCGGUUUUUACUGCAUGCGUACACUCGCAACCUUCUACUGGCAAAUCUGAUAACAUGGGAUUACGAAAAGGGAAAAAAGAACUUCAAGAAGAAGAAGAAAGGAAGACCAGCUAACUAACCCCUCUCCCUCCCCCUCCAAAAAGCAAAAAACAACGGCAACGACAACAACCCCCUCCCCCACUGUGCAACCACACUUUUGUGAUACUCUCCCUCUCUGUGCAACCACCAGCUCCACCGAGGCAAACAUUUGAAGCGAGAAACCCGCUCUCCCCCCCUUCCCCCCUAUUUGGGUAAGCAAAGUAGGGCCUUUGCCGCUCUGGCCGCGACCACGUCGGUAGAAGUAUAGGUACAUAGUUCCUUUGUCCCUCCUUCUAGCCGAGUCUUUGUUUCUUUUACUCUCCAUCCCCCAUGUGUACUCGCUACACAACGGUGCUACCAUGGUGAGGGAGCUCGAACCC
Messenger RNA from Periconia digitata, 754 nucleotides. The record is from the annotation of a GenBank genome assembly. Lineage: Eukaryota; Fungi; Ascomycota; Dothideomycetes; Pleosporales; Periconiaceae.